GUUGGCAGCAUUCUAAAACGACAAAGAUACGUGUUCUUUCUUCCUCUACUACACGUUUAUUUUGUACUGUCAACUCCAGCAUAAUCAAAAAACACAAGAAUCCUCAUAACAGAGUGUAGCAGAAUAGUUGAUAUUGCAGAUGCCCUUUUGCUUAUUCUCGUCAUCUUAGUCAAUCUUGUAACCCCUUUUAAUCUCUAAUUUAGAGGAUACAUUGAAGUUGUGUUUUGUUAAUGAACAGUGAGUAUUCAUGGUUUCUUGUCCUUGGACAAUAAUAGAUGCUGUUGCCGUUUUCUCUCAAGGGGUCGUGAGCUGGUGAAGAUACUUGUUAGUGGAAAUCUUAACUGGUGAAGAUACUUGCUAGCGGAAAUCUUAACUUCUGUUUUAAUUUAGGCAGAAUGGACCACAAUACUCUUGGAGCUUCACAAGCUGCAGCUAAGAGUGAAGGCAUUGAGUCCUGUAGAAAAAUGCAACAGGCUUCUGGGGAAGAGACAUCUGAAGUGAAUCAAGGUCAAGGUGGUAAAAACAUUGCAGCUGAUGUGGCCCCAGCACAUGAGAAAUCUCACGGCGAUGUAAACAUGGAGGCGGAUAUCACUAUGGAUGAAGUAAUAAGAGCCGGAGGUCUAGGAGCAAGAGACGAUUUAAAUAGUGUUCUUCCUGUGGCAGCUGACACCACUGACUUUGAAGCUUCUAUUCGUGAUGCUUGGGACUAUGAAGGGCAACGUGAAAGCAUUACUCGACCAGGCCUUGGCUGGACAGAACCUGCAAAGAAAUAGAUCUAUCCAUGGUACAACUUAAGGUGGACUUCCAAUGGCACUCUUAGACUCUCGGUUCUGCUCCUGUUGAUUGAACAUUCCCUUAUGUGUCUUAUGGUUCUUCAAGAAAUAAAUCCUAUCCCCAUGUAUGAAAUUAAUUAUAACCUCGAUGGAUCUUUUUAGCGACGUGCGUACUUGUCAAUCUAUUGUUUCUCCUUUCUGUG
Molecule: messenger RNA, 976 nt
Organism: Solanum dulcamara
Lineage: Eukaryota; Viridiplantae; Streptophyta; Magnoliopsida; Solanales; Solanaceae
Exons: 3
Coding region: 396-773 (125 amino acids)
Source: RefSeq, a predicted model, not a curated record